This is a messenger RNA of Ziziphus jujuba (common jujube), 2108 nucleotides long. RefSeq names its product glucan endo-1,3-beta-glucosidase 3. The record is from RefSeq and is a predicted model, not a curated record. Lineage: Eukaryota; Viridiplantae; Streptophyta; Magnoliopsida; Rosales; Rhamnaceae. The transcript is spliced from 4 exons. The coding region runs from base 793 to 1548 and encodes 251 amino acids.
ACAGAGAGAGAACUAAAGAAAUGAUUCUCACUUUUGGUAAUCUGGGUUUUCUUUGUCCAUGUUCUCCCACAUAUUAUAUAUGUAUGUCUUUGGAUAUGUACAAACUGUAUUAUUAAGUAAAUUUGCAAACGAAGGGAAUCCCAAGUUUGUUAAGAAGAAGUCUCGGGCGGGACAUUUCAAGAAGCAGUCCAAUUUUUUGGUGAAAGGCAAAAUAAAAUAUGUAAAUGAGAGAAGUGUUAGAAAGCAAAGCUGCAUAGUUGGUUUAGACUCACUUGGCAUAACAAUUCUUAUGGAAACAGCAAAAAGCAGAGAGACAGGCAUAAAAAAAAAAGGAAAGGCAAGAAUACACAUCAUCACCAUCAUUACAAUCAUCACUUACCACCCCCACACACCGGUCACCAAACCUAAAUUCCAAACAAUUCCCUCACUCUCUCUCUCUCUCUCUCUUUACCUUUUUUUUCAACCAUCCUCCCCCACUUUUUCCCUCCUUUUGGCACCCUCUCUUGCUUGCACCUUCCUGCACACGAUGCCUCUUUCUUCUCUCUCUCUCUCUCUCUCUCUCUAGGGUCCACUUAUUCUUCAAGAUAUAUAUACAAAUAUAUAUGUAUAUAUUAAGUCCAUGACAAGGAGAACAACAUCUUCUUCUUUUCCACAACAUCAUUGAUGGUUUUCUCGUUUAUGAUAUCUUUGCUUCUCUUUCAGUCUUUCUUGGUUUCAAACUGAGGAGGAAGAACAAAAUUGUAGAAGAAAGAAGAGGAGGCUGAAGAAAGGAGAAAGAAGAGAAAAAAAAGAAUGAGGAUUUGUGGAGGAAGACAAACUUAUUAUCAUAUAUUAAUCUUCCUAUUGGGUCAUUACCUCUGUUCAGGUUUAAAGGUAACAGUGAAGGAGACAAUUGGACACAAGAAAGAAGAUAUACAAACACAUUUCACUACUAAAAUUUCCACCACCAAAAGGGACAUCACCACUCCAAUCACAACUGUUCCAACACUAACACCCACCACUACUCCAACUUCAACAACACCACUCUUGAACCCAAACUCGAACCCGGAUUCCAGCUCUCCUGCUAACAUGACACCUAGCCUCCCUCCCACCAUUACUGCAUCCCCUGCAUCUUCGGGUGCCAGUUGGUGCAUUGCUAGCCAAAGUUCAUCACAGACUGCAUUACAAGUUGCUCUGGACUAUGCUUGUGGUUAUGGUGGUGCUGAUUGUUCAGCAAUUCAAUCUGGUGGUAGUUGUUACAAUCCAAAUUCUAUUCGUGAUCAUGCUUCUUAUGCAUUCAAUAGCUACUACCAGAAAAACCCAGUUCCAAAUAGCUGCAAUUUUGGUGGAACUGCAGUUAUAACUAGCACUAACCCAAGUACAGGAACAUGUCAAUAUCCAUCAACUAGCACAAGUGCAUCAGUCUUGAACACAACAAAUUCCAGUGGGUCAACUGUUUUUGGUGCUGUACCUUCUGGCCCCUCAACCUCUGCAGCACCAGCUGCUAAAUUCAAUAGCCUGCCCAACUUGUUUAUCAUGGCAUGUCUCGUGGUGUUGAUAGCCAAAUAAAUUCACUAAAAAGCAAAAGGAGUUUCCAAAGUGCUGUUUUUUGCUUUUAAGUUUUGAAGAUGCUAGCUAAAGAAGUAUAUACAUGCAAAUAUAUACGUAUAUAUGGAAAUUAUAUAUCUGGAUGCCAUCAGGCUGCCUAUUACUGCUAAUCGGAUGAUGAAUGCCCAAUACAAACUGCCCGAUGGAGCCUAGUAGAUGAUUUCUGUAUGUGCAGAAAUGGUGCUUGACUGAGGACUAUGUUUUGCAACCUUAGUUUCAAGUGUCAAAUUGAGAUUAAACUUCUAAUUGAUAUAUAAAUGAGUUUUUAGUGAUAAAGAGAGAUGUUUGUAGAAAGGAAAAAAGAUAGAAAAGGAAUGUGAUGGGUUGGUUUUAAACUGUAGAGAUAGUAACCAUGGUGUUGUUUUUUGUUUUUUUUUUUUUGUUCUUUUUUUUUUUUUUUUGUUUUAAUAGCAUUAGGAUGAUAAUAUCUACUCAAAUGUAUAAGCCGACUAGGCUUUGUUUUGAGAAGUCAAUUUUGUAAAUUUUAUUGGGAAUGAAUGAAAUGUUUUCUUUAUGAAAAA